This is a messenger RNA of Aspergillus alliaceus, 1416 nucleotides long. RefSeq names its product enolase C-terminal domain-like protein. NCBI's taxonomy places the organism in Eukaryota, Fungi, Ascomycota, Eurotiomycetes, Eurotiales, Aspergillaceae. The record is from RefSeq and is a predicted model, not a curated record. Gene Ontology annotation, biological process: D-galactonate catabolic process; amino acid catabolic process. The coding region runs from base 151 to 1302 and encodes 383 amino acids. The transcript is spliced from 2 exons. Gene Ontology annotation, molecular function: galactonate dehydratase activity.
CAGUUUCUCUCUUUUUCCAGUUUCUUUUCUCACAGAGUUAUACAACCUCUAAAUUCUAAACCCAUUGAUCAUUCUUGUGGUCUUGGCCGAACAUUUGAGUUCCCCACGUUAUCUUCCCCAAUUUCCCCCGCCAUCAAGAAUCUAGUCACCAUGGCCAAGAUCAAGACCAUUGAAUAUUUCCGUGUCCUCCCCAGAUGGCUCUUCGUCAAAGUUGUAGAUGAGGAUGGGAACUACGGCUGGGGCGAAAGUACCCUGGAAGGUCACACAGAGGCUGUCGAAGGAACACUCAAUGCGCUGUGCAAACGCUUCAUAGGUUACGAAGCCGAUGAUAUUGAGCAUAUCUGGCAGAUGGCCUGGCGUCUCGGCUUCUACCGCGGCGGCCCCGUCUUCAUGUCCGCAAUUUCUGGUAUAGACAUCGCCCUCUGGGAUCUCAAGGGCCGCAGACUCGAUGUCCCCAUCCAUCAACUCAUCGGAGGAAAGGUUCGCAACAAGCUCUCCGUCUACGCCUGGAUCGGCGGAGACCGGCCCGGUGAGGUCGAAGCAGCUGGCAAAGCCCGCCUGGCACAGGGAUUCAAAGCGAUCAAGAUGAACGCCACAGAGGACGUGAACUGGCUGGAUUCGCCGCGCGUACUGGAGUCGAGCGUUGAGCGUCUGAAGGCAGUCAAGGCGCUGGGCCUCGACGCCGCGCUGGACUUCCAUGGGCGUCUACACAAGCCCAUGGCGAAACAGCUGGCUAAGGCGCUCGAACCACACAAGCCCCUUUUUCUGGAGGAGCCCCUGCUCUCUGAGCACCCAGAGAGCAUUAAGCAGUUAUCUGAUCUGGUGUCGUGUCCUAUUGCGUUGGGUGAGCGUCUUUACAACCGCUGGGACGUCAAGCGUUUUCUGGAGGAUGGUAGUGUCGAUGUCCUCCAGCCUGAUAUUAGCCACUGCGGGGGUAUCUCUGAGAUACGACGCAUUGCUUCCAUGGCUGAAACUUAUGAUGUUGCUAUCGCGCCCCAUUGUCCUCUUGGUCCCAUUGCAUUGGCUGCUUGUAUGCAGGUUGAUCUUGCUACUCCUAACUUCGUCAUUCAGGAGAUGAGCUUGGGGAUUCAUUAUAAUACUGAAGCCGGUGACUACGAUAUCACGAGCUAUGUCAAGGAUGCUAGUGUUUUCGAUGUCAAGGAUGGCUAUGUUGAUGCUCUCACUGCGCCGGGGCUCGGUAUUGAGGUCGAUGAGGAGACUGUCCGGCGUGUGGCGCAGAACUCCGAGCCCUGGCAGCCGAAGGAAUUCUUUGGUCCAGACGGAGGCAUCCGGGAAUGGUAAUGUAUUCUCACUCUGGAAUGGUUAUAUGGCACUUUUUCUUGCAUAGCGGUACGGGUAUAGACGGGCUGGGAAUGAUUGUACGCCAGGGCAAUUAUUUAUUAAGUCAUUGAAUGU